Messenger RNA from Eubalaena glacialis (North Atlantic right whale), 1051 nucleotides. It is a transcript of the gene GPATCH11, whose product is annotated as G-patch domain containing 11. Gene Ontology annotation, molecular function: nucleic acid binding. The coding region runs from base 132 to 926 and encodes 264 amino acids. The transcript is spliced from 9 exons. The record is from RefSeq and is a predicted model, not a curated record. NCBI's taxonomy places the organism in Eukaryota, Metazoa, Chordata, Mammalia, Artiodactyla, Balaenidae. Gene Ontology annotation, cellular component: kinetochore.
UUGACACUGGCCGCGGAAACUCAGGUGGAAGCGAAGGCCCAGAGGUCCCGCGCAGGUUGGUGAGCGUCUGCGCAGCGCUAGCUUUCGCGAGCUGGUCUGGGGAGAGUAGAGCUGCCAGAUGGUUUUGCCAUAUGAAGCUGAACAUGGCAGAAGAAGAGGACUAUAUGUCUGAUGCCUUCAUUAAUGUCCAAGAAGAUAUCAGACCAGGCUUGCCAAUGCUGAGGCAAAUCCGAGAAGCCCGUCGAAAAGAAGAAAAGCAACAGGAAGCUAAUUUGAAAAAUAAGCAGAAGAGUUUAAAAGAAGAAGAACAAGAGAGACGUGACAUUGGAUUGAAGAAUGCACUAGGCUGUGAAAACAAAGGGUUUGCUUUGCUCCAGAAGAUGGGCUAUAAAAGUGGUCAGGCCCUCGGCAAAAGUGGAGACGGUAUUGUCGAACCAAUUCCUCUCAAUGUCAAAACAGGAAAAAGUGGCAUUGGUCAUGAGGCAUUACUAAAACGGAAAGCAGAGGAAAAAUUGGAAAGCUAUAGAAGAAAGAUUCACAUGAAAAAACAAGUUGAAGAAAGAGCUGCAGAACAGUUUCGAAUGCGACUUAAAAAUAAGCAAGAUGAAAUGAAGCUAGAAGGAGAUCUUAGAAGAAGCCAGAGAGCCUGUCAACAAUUGGAUACUCAGAAGAAUAUUCAGGUUCCCAGGGAGGCAUGGUACUGGUUGAGGCUUGAAGAGGAAACUGAAGAAGAGGAAGAGGAAGAAGAAGAACAAGAUGAAGAUGAAUAUAAGAGUGAAGACUUAAGUGUACUGGAAAAAUUACAAAUAUUGACUAGUUAUUUAAGAGAAGAACAUCUGUAUUGUAUUUGGUGUGGAACAGCCUAUGAAGAUAAAGAAGACCUGUCUUCAAAUUGCCCAGGACCAACUUCUGCAGAUCAUGACUAAGAUUAUUCUCAAUAAAGUAGAAGCUUGACAAGUGUUAGUGUUUCCUAAAGAUAGACAGUUGAGCAGUUAGAAUUUCCAAAUUUUUGAUACCAGUAAAGAAAGAGGGCCUUUAUAUGUUUCAUUGU